Messenger RNA from Carcharodon carcharias (great white shark), 6954 nucleotides. RefSeq names its product hornerin-like. The transcript has 9 exons. The record is from RefSeq and is a predicted model, not a curated record. Lineage: Eukaryota; Metazoa; Chordata; Chondrichthyes; Lamniformes; Lamnidae. The coding region runs from base 1 to 6954 and encodes 2317 amino acids.
AUGAAGAGAGAGUUGGCUGAAGUGAACUGGACAGUUAGGUUCAAAGCAGAACCUCCUUUCCAGGCCUAUCAAUGUAAUUGGUACCAACAUGGACGACGACAACUGGAUCCCACUCCCAAGUUCCUCUCCGGCCCUGAGGAGACGUCCUUAACCCUGGCACCGGGGCUGGUUCCCGACUUGAGGAAUACAAAACAACCGAACUGCGCAUGUGUGGCCAAUUCCCAGCGGGCACAUGUGCCUGAAGUUCAUUCCCAACUAAGAACCAAAGAAGGAGCGACACCAGGAGUGACACCAGGAGCAGCACCAGGACCGACACUGGGAGCAACACCAGGACCGACACCGGGAGCGACACCGGGAGGGGAUCCAGGAGUGAAGCCGGGAGCAGCACGGGGAGCAGCACCGGAUGUGACACCUGGAGCGGCACCGGGAGUGAAGCCGGGAGCGGAUCCGGGAGCGGAUCCGGGGAGCAGCACCGGAUGCGACACCGGAAGCAGCACCAGGACAAACAUCGGGAGCAGCACCAACACCGACACCGGGACUAGCACCAGGACCGAUACCGGGAGCAGCACCAGGACCGAUACCGUGAGCAGCACCAGGAGUGACACUGGGAGCAGCACCGGGAGCAGCACCGGGAUCAGCACUGGGAGCAGCACCAGGAGGGACACCGGGAGUGAAACCGGGAGCAGCACAGGGAGCAGCACAGGGAGCGACACCGGGAGCGACACAGGGAGCGACACCGGGAGCAGCACCCGGAGCAGCACCCGGAGCAGCACCCGGAGCAGCACCGGGAGUGACACCGGGAGCAGCACCAGCAGUGACAGUGGGAGUGACACCGGGAGAAGCAUCGGGAGUGACACCAGGACGAACACCAGGAGCAGCACCGGGACCGACACCGGGAGCAGCACCGGGACCGACACCGGGAGCAGCACCGGGUCCGACACCGGGAGCAGCACCGGGUCCGACACCGGGAGCAGCACCGGGUCCGACACCGGGAGCAGCACCGGGUCCGACACAGGGAGCAGCACCGGGUCCGACACAGGGAGCAGCACCGGGUCCGACACAGGGAGCAGCACCGGGUCCGACACAGGGAGCAGCACCGGGUCCGACACGGAGCAGCACCGGGAGCGACACCGGGAGCAGCACCGGGAGCGACACCGGGAGCAACACCGGGAGCGGCACCGGGAGCAGCACCGGGAGCAGCACCGGGAGCAGCACCGGGAGCAGCACCGGGAGCAGCACCGGGAGCGACACCGGGAGCGACACCGGGAGCAGCACCGGGAGCGACACCGGGACACCGGGACCGACACCGGGAGCAGCACCGGGAGCGACACCGGGAUCAGCACCAGGAUCAGCACCGGGAGCGACACCGAGAGCAGCACAGGGAGUGACACCGGGACCAAAACCGGGAGGGGCACCGGGACCGACCCCGGGAGGGGCACCGGGAGCAGCACCGGGAGGGACACCGGGAGCAGCACCGGGAGGGACACCGGGAGCAGCACCGGGAGGGACACCGGGAGCAGCACCGGGAGCAGCACCGGGAGGGACACCGGGAGCAGCACCGGGAGGGACACCGGGAGGGACACCGGGAGGGACACCGGGAGCAGAACCGGGAGCAGCACCGGGAGCAGCACCGGGAGCAGCACCGGGAGGGACACCGGGAGCAGCACCGGGAGGGACACCGGGAGCAGCGCCGGGAGGGACACCGGGAGCAGCGCCGGGAGGGACACCGGGAGCAGCGCCGGGAGGGACACCGGGAGCAGCGCCGGGAGGGACACAUGGAACGACACCGGGAGUGACACCGGGAUAAGCACCAGGAGUGUCUCCUGGAGCAGCACCGUGUGUGACAAUGGGAGGGACACCAGGUGUGACACCGUGGGCAGCACCGGCAGCAGCACCGGGUGUGACACUGGGAGCGACACCGGGAGUGACACCGGGAGCAGCACCGGGAUCAGCACCAGGAGCGACACCGGGAGCGACACCAGGACCGGCACCGGGAGCAGGACCGGGACCGGCACCGGGAGCAGGACCGGGAGCAGGACCGGGAGCAGGACCGGGAGUGACACCGGAUCUGCACUGGGAGUGACACUGGGAGCAGCACCGGGUGUGACACCAGGAGCAACACCAGGAGUGACACCAGGAGCAGCACCAGGACUGACACUGGGAGCAACACCAGGACCGACACCGGGAGCAACACCAGGACCGACACCGGGAGCAACACCAGGACCGACACCGGGAGCGACACCGGGAGCAGCACCAGGACCGACACCGGGACUAGCACCAGGACCGACACCGAGAACAGACCAGGACCGACACCGGGAGCAGCACCGGGAGGGCACCGGGACCGACACCGGGAGGGGCACCGGGACCGACACCGGGAGGGGCACCGGGACCGACACCGGGAGGGGCAACGGGACCGACACCGGGAGGGGCAACGGGACCGGCACCGGGAGGGGCAACGGGACCGGCACCGGGAGGGGCACCGGGACCGGCACCGGGAGGGGCACCGGGACCGGCACUGGGACCGGCACCGGGAGGGGCACCGGGAGGGACAUCGGGAGCAGCACCGUGAGUGACACCGGGAGCAUCACAGGGAGGAGCACCGGGUGUGACAACGGGAGUGACACAUGGAGCGACACCGAGAGCGAUACCAGGAGUGAUAACGGGAGUGACACCGGGAUAAACACCAGGAGUGUCUCCGGGAGCAGCACCGUGUGUGACACUGAGAGGGACACCAGCAGUGACAGUGGGAGUGACAUCGGGAGCGACACCAGGAUGGACACCGGGAGCUGCACCGGGUCCGACACCGGGAGCUGCAUCGGGUCCGACACCGGGAGCUGCACCGGGUCCGACACCGGGAGCUGCACCGGGUCCGACACCGGGAGCUGCACCGGGUCCGACACCGGGAGCUGCACCGGGUCCGACACCGGGAGCUGCACCGGGACGGACACCGGGAGCAGCACCGGGACGGACACCGGGAGCAGCCCUAGGAGUGACACUGGGAGGGACACUGGGAGCAGCACCGUGAGUGACACCGGGAGCAGCACCGGGUGUGACACCGGGAGUGACACAUGGAAUGACACCGGGAGUGACACCGGGAUAAGCACCAGGAGUGUCUCCUGGAGCAGCACCGUGUGUGACAAUGGGAGGGACACCGGGUGUGACACCGUGGGCAGCACCGGGAGCAGCAUCGGGUGCGACACCGGGAGCGACACCGGGAGCAGCACCGGGAGCAGCACCGGGAGCAGCACCGGGAGCAGCACCGGGAGCAGCACCAGGAGCAGCACCCCGAGGGAUACUGGGAGCAGCACCGGCAGUGACAUCGGGAGCAGCACCGGGAUCAGCACUAGGAGCGACACCGGGAUCAGCACCGGGACCGGCACCGGGAGCAGCACCGGGUCCGACACGGAGCAGCACCGGGAGCGACACCGGGAGCAGCACCGGGAGCGACACCGGGAGCAGCACCGGGAGCGACACCGGGAGCAGCACCGGGAGCGACACCGGGAGCAGCACCGGGAGCAGCACCGGGAGCGACACCGGGAGCAGCACCGGGAGCAGCACCGGGAGGAGCGACACCGGGAGCAGCACCGGGACCGACACCGGGAGGGGCACCGGGACCGACACCGGGAGGGGCACCGGGACCGACACCGGGAGGGGCACCGGGACCGACCCCGGGAGGGGCACCGGGACCGACCCCGGGAGGGGCACCGGGACCGACCCCGGGAGGGGCACCGGGAGGGACACCGGGAGCAGCACCGGGAGGGACACCGGGAGCAGCACCGGGAGCAGCACCGGGAGCAGCACCGGGAGGGACACCGGGAGCAGCACCGGGAGGGACACCGGGAGCAGCACCGGGAGGGACACCGGGACAGCACCGGGAGGGACACCGGGAGCAGCACCGGGAGCAGCACCGGGAGCAGCACCGGGAGCAGCACCGGGAGCAGCACUGGGAGAGACACCGGGAGCAGCCCUAGGAGUGACACUGGGAGGGACACUGGGAGGGACACUGGGAGCAGCACCGUGAGUGACACCGGGAGCAGCACCGGGUGUGACACCGGGAGUGACACAUGGAACGACACCGGGAGUGACACCGUGAUAAGCACCAGGAGUAUCUCCUGGAGCAGCACCGUGUGUGACAAUGGGAGGGACACCGGGUGUGACACAGUGGGCAGCACCGGCAGCAGCAUCGGGUGCGGCACUGGGAGCGACACCGGGAGCGACACCGAGAGCAGCACCGGGAGCAGCACCGGGAGGUAUACUGGGAGCAGCACCAGGAGCAGCACCCCGAGGGAUACUGGGAGCAGCACCGGCAGUGACAUCGGGAGCAUCACCGGGAUCAGCACUAGGAGCAACACCGGGAUCAGCACCGGGACCGGCACCGGGAGCAGCACCGGGUGUGACACUGGGAGUGACACCGGGAGUGACACCGCGAGCAGCACCAGGAGUGACACCGGGAGCAGCACCAGGAGCGACACCCCGAGGGAUACUGGGAGCAGCACCGGCAGUGACAUCGGGAGCAGCACCGGGAUCAGCACUAGGAGCAACACCGGGAUCAGCACCGGGACCGACACCGGGACCGGCACCGGGAGCAGCACCGGGUGUGACACUGGGAGCGACACCGGGAGUGACACUGGGAGCGACACCGGGAGUGACACCGGGAGCAGCACCAGGAGCAACCCCGGGAGCAACCCCGGGAGCGACACCGGGAGCAGCACCAGGAGCGACACCGGGAGCAGCACCAGGAGUGACACCGGGUUCAGCACCGGCAGGGAUACUGGGAGCAGCACCGGGAGUGACACCGGGAGCAGCCCUAGGAGUGACACUGGGAGAGACACUGGGAGCAGCACCGUGAGUGACACCGGGAGCAGCACCGGGUGUGACACCGGGAGUGACACAUGGAACGACACCGGGAGUGACACCGGGAUAAGCACCAGGAGUGUCUCCUGGAGCAGCACCGUGUGUGACAAUGGGAGGGACACCGGGUGUGACACCGUGGGCAGCACCGGCAGCAGCAUCGGGUGCGGCACCGGGAGCGACACCGGGAGCAGCACCGGGAGGUAUACUGGAAGCAGCACCAGGAGCAGCACCCCGAGGGAUACUGGGAGCAGCACCGGCAGUGACAUCGGGAGCAGCACCGGGAUCAGCACUAGGAGCAACACCAGGAUCAGCACCGGGACCGACACCGGGACCGGCACCAGGAGCAGCACCGGGUGUGACACUGGGAGCGACACUGGGAGCGACACCGGGAGUGACACCGGGAGCAGCACCAGGAGCGACACCGGGAGCAGCACCAGGAGCGACACCGGGAGCGACACCGGGAGCGACACCGGGAGCAGCACCGGGAGUGACACCGGGAGCAACACCAGGAGUGACACCGGGAGCAGCACCAGGACUGACACCGGGAGCGACACCAAGAGUGACACCGGGAGUGACACCGGGAGCAGCACCGGGAGCGACACCAGGAGCGACACCGGGAGGGCCACCGGGAGGGACACCAGGAGUGAAGUCGGGAGCGGAUCCGGGAGCGAAGCCGGGAGCAGCACGGGGAGCGGCACCGGAUGCGACACCGGGAGCGGCACCGGGAGCGACACCGGGAGCGACACCGGGAGUGACACCGGGAGCAGCACCAGGACAAACAUCGGGAGCAGCACCGACACCGGGAGCAGCACCAGGACCGACACCGGGAUUAGCACCAGGACCGAUACCGGGAGCAGCACCGGGACCGAUACCGGGAGCAGCACCGGGACCGAUACCGGGAGCAGCACCGGGACCGAUACCGGGAGCGACACCGGGAUCAGCACCGGGUGCAGCACAGGGAGCGACACCGGGAGCAGCACAGGGAGCGACACCGGGAGCAGCACAGGGAGCGACACCGGGAGCAGCACAGGGAGCGACACCGGGAGCAGCACAGGGAGCGACACCGGGAGCAGCACAGGGAGCGACACCGGGAGCAGCACAGGGAGCGACACCGGGAGCAGCACAGGGAGCGACACCGGGAGCAGCACAGGGAGCGACACCGGGAGCAGCACAGGGAGCGACACCGGGAGCAGCACAGGGAGCGACACCGGGAGCAGCACAGGGAGCGACACCGGGAGCAGCACAGGGAGCGACACCGGGAGCAGCACAGGGAGCGACACCGGGAGCAGCACAGGGAGCGACACCGGGAGCAGCACAGGGAGCGACACCCGGAGCAGCACAGGGAGCGACACCCGGAGCAGCACAGGGAGCGACACCCGGAGCAACACAGGGAGCGACACCAGGAGCAGCACAGGGAGCGACACCGGGAGCAGCAGAGGGAGCGACACCGGGAGCAGCACAGGGAGCGACACCGGGAGCAGCACAGGGAGUGACACCGGGAGCAGCACCAGCAGUGACACCGGGAGCGACACCAGGACCGACACCGGGAGCAGCACCAGGACCGACGAUGGACACCGGGAGCUGCACCGGGUCCGACACCGGGAGCUGCACCGGGUCCGACACCGGGAGCUGCAUCGGGUCCGACACCGGGAGCUGCACCGGGUCCGACACCGGGAGCCGCACCGGGUCCGACACCGGGAGCCGCACCGGGUCCGACACCGGGAGCCGCACCGGGUCCGACACCGGGAGCCGCACCGGGUCCGACACCGGGAGCAGCACAGGGAGCGACACCGGGAGCAGCACAGGGAGCGACACCGAGAGCAGCACAGGGAGCGACACCGGGAGCAGCACAGGGAGCGACACCGGGAGCAGCACAGGGAGCGACACCGGGAGCAGCACAGGGAGCGACACCGGGAGCAGCACAGGGAGCGACACCCGGAGCAGCACAGGGAGCGACACCCGGAGCAGCACAGGGAGCGACACCCGGAGCAACACAGGGAGCGACACCAGGAGCAGCACAGGGAGCGACACCGGGAGCAGCACAGGGAGCGACACCGGGAGCAGCACAGGGAGCGACACCGGGAGCAGCACAGGGAGUGA